AAAUCGCCACAUAUCGCGGUGAACGAGCGCCACUCUCGUGACCGCGCACGUCGUGUUCGCUUUUAAUCGGGAGCGCGGACGUGCGCGUCCCCGCGGUGUCUUUGUGUGGCGGCGUAGAGAAGCGCAAUUACAAUAACCAUGGCCGACGAGAAACCAAAGGAGGGUGUAAAGACAGAGAACAAUGACCACAUCAACCUGAAGGUAGCAGGACAGGACGGAUCGGUGGUCCAGUUUAAAAUCAAGAGACACACACCCCUCAGCAAGCUCAUGAAGGCCUACUGUGAGAGACAGGGAUUGACGAUGAGGCAGAUUCGAUUUCGAUUUGAUGGACAGCCCAUUAAUGAAACAGACACGCCCGCACAGUUGGAAAUGGAGGAUGAAGACACAAUUGACGUUUUCCAGCAACAGACGGGAGGACUCGUCUAAAUCUGACUUUACCAACCACAAAUCCUCCUUUUCUUUGCCCUCUCUCUGUUACCCCAAAGCUCUCAUCUUGGUUAUCUGUAACUGCUGUUGUAUAGUGUUUCAGUUCAUAUUUUACUCUUUUGUUUUGUACAUAAAGAAUUCCUGCUACAGUAAUUAUUACAUUGGGAUUGUUUAUUGCCUGUAACAUCUGACAUGUCAAGCCCAGAGUUUUGGAGAAAGAUGUCAGUAGCUUUAUAAGCACUCGUUUCACAGUUCACUAUGUCAUCUGUGUAUAAACCAACUUUAAAUAUUUUACUAUAAAAAUAGAGCAAAGGUUAUACGCUGUGUGUUUGGGUUCAGAUUGUGUUCGGUAUCUGAACCCAACAUCUGGUUCAGAUAUGAACACGCACGGAGGCUUUUUCUAAGAAAACGUCUCUUCUGUUAUACGUUAAGCGGACGCUUCAGUUCUUCUCCGUUAAGAUACAUUGGUUUUGAAAUGUUUUUGUUACUGUAGUGGUCAAUUGUAGCUUGACGCUCGUCUUAAACAUGUGUUGACUUGGGUGAAUACGUGUUUUAGAUGAGUCAAACAUCUGUCUGUAUUGUCUAUAAUCUCUUGUUAAAAUAAAAUAUUCUCUUUUUAUCAAA
This is a messenger RNA of Paramisgurnus dabryanus, 1050 nucleotides long. RefSeq names its product small ubiquitin like modifier 2b (gene sumo2b). The record is from RefSeq and is a predicted model, not a curated record. NCBI's taxonomy places the organism in Eukaryota, Metazoa, Chordata, Actinopteri, Cypriniformes, Cobitidae. Gene Ontology annotation, molecular function: protein binding.